UCCCCUGGCAUUAUCUGAAUUCGUCAAGCCCUGCGAUGAAUCAAAUCAGCACCUCUUUCUCACGCCCCAAUAUUGCCACACCGACCUCCACGUCGACACACUGACAGCGUAGCCACACUCAUCGGGCCCUGCGUCAAGCUCUGGGUGUGCUUUCCCCUAAGCCCUCGGAACCUCCCACGGAUGUCUUCCACCAACGGCCAAAGAGCCAAGCCCACCAAAAUCGGACCCAAAUUAGAAGGUGGCAUAAUCUUCACGACGACAUCGGACGAAACCAUUUACCUACCCGUUGGCUGUCUCCAUUCCGUCUUUACUCUCAUGGGCGGAUUCCUCGUCACAAUCGACUUCCACACCCCCAAGUCUUGUCGGAUAUUCGCUUCGCAGCUUUCAGCUGAUCUCGGUGGACCUGAACCUCCCUUCCAAGAUUAUAUCUUUCGCUCGCUUUUCGUUUCUAUCGGUUUGGCACUCAGCUAUAGCCAGGUGUUGGAGGGCAUCAAAGCUUGGAUUGAUGCGAUUAAACGAAUCAGAGAGUGGGUUGCUGGGAUUCCUGCUUGGGCGAAGGAGGCUUUGAAGGUGUGGGAUGAGUUCUUGGCCACGUUGGAGGGGAAGAAAGCGAGAUGUUCAUGUAGCGAGCAAACGCCGGAUGAGACGUUCAGGGUUCACUUGAAAAAGGCACAUUGGCGGGGAAAGGGUUUGAAAGCGGUGAAAAGAAAAGCAUAGGAUGAUAAUGAUGAUGGAUGGGAUAAAGGGAAAACUGGCAAGAUCGAAGAGAGCGAAGAGAUAAAUGUCUGGAGAAACGUGAUGCUACUGCAUGGCUAUUUGGGAAGGAUAUGAAAGAAUACAGGAGGGUCGAAGCAUCAUCGUGGAAUUCACAAUACGUUGUUCCGCUAUUUUCAAAGAAUCUUAUGGGGUCAAACACUGCCGGGUGUUCCGCACUCAUGACUUGG
Messenger RNA from Hyaloscypha bicolor E, 944 nucleotides. RefSeq lists its product as uncharacterized. Lineage: Eukaryota; Fungi; Ascomycota; Leotiomycetes; Helotiales; Hyaloscyphaceae. Bases 181 to 717 code for a protein of 178 amino acids. The record is from RefSeq and is a predicted model, not a curated record. The transcript is spliced from 2 exons.